CUUAAAAUCAUUACAUAACAAAAAGCAUUAUUAUUGUACUCCGUGGCCGACUGCAGCCAACCGUUUCCUCCUUGAUGGCCGUCUCCCGAAUAACCCCCCAAAACUCAGAAAUGCUUAGCUUCUCAGCUUCUCGUCAUGUUGUCGAAGCAUCCUUGACCUGUGAAGAGCAAGUGCUACUGUGAUGUACCGGUAUGGUACCAUGGAGAAGUAUCGAAGUACCGUAGUGUAAAAGGAACCUAUACAGUAGAAAGAAAUGGAUUUUCUGUUCCAGAAUGACGACUACCUCGAUGAUGAUGUUGCUGGCGACGACAUCAAUCACCAAGGAGCAGGACUCCAUGAUCACCAUCCGGGCCGAUUCUUGGUUCCGACACAAGACAAUUUUAUCUGUGACAAUUGCGGUGGAACGCGAUAUUACGAGGAUGAUGCGGGUGCCUUGAUAUGCAGCGAUUGCUACACCCAAUCCCAAAUUCAAUCCCAAUCGCAAACCGCGCUCGAAUAUGACGACAUUCAAGCCCUGGCGGCCCGUGGAUCGGGUGGAAACCUCAAGACGACCAACAUUCGAACAAGUACUAGUGCUACCAAUAAAUACAAUUCUACUAUUGCUGGUAGUCGACGACAACCGCUGGAAACCUACGACCGGUCGCAACCGCUGCCAGAUUUGGAAGCCUGUUUGAAUGGUUUUCAAUCCGUCUUGAAGGGAGGCAUUCGAGCCGUGUGUCACAUUACGGGAUACACCAAAGAAGAACAAGACGCCUACGAUGGUGCCGUCAAGACUAUUUGGAUGCAAUACUUGCAAGCCUGGAAGGAUGGAGCCACAACGUACGGGGCGCUCUAUCCAGAUGUGCGCUUUUCGUUGCGAGAUGCCUUUUUGUCUCCCAAGCACCAGGGACUCCUUCAGGCUGUCUUGUCGGAAGCUGUGGCGGAUGCUGUCAAGAAGGAAUUGGACGAAGAAGAUGACGAUGAAGAAGAAGGGGGUAUUGCAUUGCAGCUGCGGCUGAGAAUGGAUUCGUUUGACGAAGAAGAAGAACAAGACGACAACCAUCAUGAUGACAUCACCAGCAAUGCAAAUACAAGCAACAACUCACCCAUCCAUGACAUGCCAAUAAUAAGCACCCUGCCCAAAAAUACCAUGAAUCGACAAUGGAAGAAUCUACAGCACUUGGCCAGCUCGUUUCGCAACAAGGGACGAGAAGAAGCGGCCCUAAGCCUCGCGCCGUCCAUGGAACUGGCAGCUGCCAUUCUAUGGUUGCCCUUGGCCCGACGGGGCAUUAUUCCCGGUAGUAUCGUAAACUGGAUUUCCAAUGGAUCCUUGCCGUUACUCAAUGCCUUUGGUGCCUUUCUGGAACACGACCAGCAAGUCAAACUAUUGCCACUCAAGAGUUUCUUUCAAUUAUCCACCCUCCCCAGUGCUUGGACAGUGGAAUCCACGGCGGCUCAGUUGGCUAUCGUUCAGGGACUGCAAUCGACACCCGAACUGCCACAGUAUUGCAAUUCUUCGGAUGAAGAGGAUAAUGCAAAAGGAUGUGUCCUAAAAGAACAAAAGCGACUGAGAUUUGUCCCGUUGGCAUCCACACCAACAAUGCUGGCACAGUUGGUUGCCGACCUGGGACUAGGACAACGCGUGCUAGAUAUUGCCCUUAGUUUGAUUGGACACCACAACAAAAACCAACAGGACGACGACGUGUGGCUGCCUCCACGGCUACAAGGCGCUCGACCACGGUGCAUUCGGACGCCGGAGCAGGCAUUGGGGGUCAUUGUCGCGGCGUGCAAAAUGUGUCCGGGAUGGGAGACUUGGCAGUAUAUUACUAGUGUUGGCGGGAACAAUGAUAAGAUUCCAGCAACAAAGGGUGGCCGUUUUGUUCCCUGGAACGAAGGUCAAUUUCGACUGAUGCGGAAUGCACAUGUCAAGGGAUAUCUAGAAUUCUUGGAAGAAAAUCUCAUGGACAAUAAUAAAAGCAAGGAACAACAGAGUGCUUUUCCGGCCUUUGCGGCCGUACUCGAAAAGGCGAUUUCGGGCAAGCAACAAGCCAAUCCAAGCGAUGGCUCCACACGUAAUAAUAAUUCACAACCACAGAGUAUCGACGGCGACUGUGACAUUGACCCGUCUGGAGCCACCGAGAAGAACGAUCAACACCCUUACGACGCCGCCCAGAACGACAGCGAGAACGACGUGGAGGGAAAAGAUACUGCCACAGUCCUGUUACCCGGGCGAACGAGUGUGGAACAACGGAUGCUCUUUCGUUGCACCAAGGACGGUUUCACUCCAUACCUUUCCUACCCCGACACGAAACGCCACACACUUGUUUCCAGGGAUCCUCAAAACCACUUGAGAGCAGACAUGACGGCGAAUCCGUUUCAUGUUUGCUACACGCGUCUAGUGGAGUACAUGGCAUACAAGUGUCAUGCCAAUGCCGCUCAGAUCCAUUGCUUUGUGACUGAAUUGGAUGAAGAAGUCUCCCUCCAGUGUCGUAGACGUUCCGACUCUUCGUCUAGGGGUGCAACGAGAAGAAAACGAAGACGAACGAACCAGAAGCAACCAGGAUCAUCCAAGAAACAACAAAAGAGGAGAAAACAUGACGAGGAUGACAGCGAUGGCGCUUUGGAAGAUGUGCUGUCGCAGGCAGCAGCAUCACAGUUUUCAUCGCAAGAAACGUACUCUCAACCCCUACCAGAUGCCCAAGAUCCUUUCGCCCUUGAAGAAAUGUAGAGUAACGUUAGAGAUGUUCUUCUUCUGCUUGGCACGAGCCAACAUGUCUUCGAUGGUUGAGGUAAUCUUUGCUGAAAACCCCAUCACCAGAUACUCUUAAAAUUAAAUGCGUAGCCUGUCUUUACACACAGGAGGAAUCUCUGGACGAACCCUUCUGAUGAUGCAAGGGAACUUUGGACGCCUUUGGCUGGUGUAAGGAAUAAUUGGACCGUCGGGAAUGGUCAGAACCAUCCAAGCUUGCAGCAUGGGGCUUUCUCGUUAUGGCCAUUAAACCCUGUUUGUUCGCUAGUGCCAUAAGCUCUCGGUCAACUGCAUUGUCCCUGGUCGCAUUUUGACCGCCCAACGAGGAGCUACCUGCUCCCAUCAAUAUCCUGCCGCCUAGCCUGCUGCUUCCUUGUAUAUUGGAGUGAGUAGAAGCUACCGACAAUAAUGCUGCUGGUGCGGCUCGUGCACCAUUCUCACGUCGACGCCGCGCUCGGUACUUGGGGACGAUGAUUGGAACCAGGAUGGUCAAGCAAGUGAUGCAAAUCAAGGCCGAAAGGACGACAAAGUGGGUUGUUGGAUCUUUCCACACAACGAUCAAAAUUGGCCCACCCAAACACCACGUCUCGAUCAAGCUGCCAACGCAGAGCAUCAAGGCCUUGCUCUCACUGAAGAGUGUUGGUAGAUCGCGUGCCAUGUACACUUGAUAGGCAGCAGCCAUGACUCCACAGCAGUUCACAAUCAGUAUUGGCACCAGGAAAGCAAGAGCAUGAUCUGACCGGCACACUCCGAAACUCUCCAAACUGCGACCAAAGCUAUCGUAGUCCAGCAUGUCUUCAAUUACAUAUGUGUAGGGAGACACAACAGUCCAAGCUGUCAACAGCGCUAUAUUGGUUGUCAAAAGAACGACAAAAGGCAAUAUCACGUCCUGUGCGUUGAUUGUGAUACGUCGCAUCCCACGGCCUGAGUUGAUGAGUUUAUUGGCCCUCCAUGUCUUUGCCAGGACGGCACUGAAUGCAAUGACAAACCCACAAAAGAAAAGCCAAGGAAACGCCAUGCAUGCCCUGUCUAGUUUGGGGGAUGGUUCCUCUCCUUGCAUACUCAAUGGGUAUACAGCACAUGCCAUGACGAUCGUGCCAACGCACAGCUGGAGGAUGAAAACCGGCUGCGAGACACAGGAAACAAGUCACAUGUGAGCCUCCACGAUAUCAUCAUGAGACGCAGAGACGGGAGUGACACAACAACUUCGUGCACGUACCUGUGCAGCUUUUACAACAAACACAUUCCGAUUGUGUGCAGUCCAGAGCAUGGCUAGCACGGAGAAUAACAGCACCAAUCCAGCCAUUGUCCAACCAAGGAUCAGAGCCCAGAGUGAAAUCUUGUUGUAUUCAUGAUGCACAGGUGGAAUCGAAGGAGGUACAAUGGUAGAGCCAUCUGCAUACACAAAUGCUUCCGGAAACUCGACAUGUUUGGAUCCCGCAAUGGCAGCAAUGUGACUGUCAUAUCGGUAGUGUGUCUCAGUACUUCGGUUCGCACUCAACAGGAUGUUGUCAAUUCUAUAUUGGACUGUAUUGAAGUUGCGUGUCCCUGUUUGGUUGUCGAAUUGCACCAACCCAGAGACUCCUUGGAAUUCCGUUUGCAGAAAUUGGGAAUAGACCUCUGGACCCGUGAACAAGCCUGGUGUGUUGCAGGCAGCCAAGCUCAAGGCAACAACAGCAUCAUAGUAUAGGGCGGUGUUCUGGGUGAAUUCGAUCAAUGCCUUUUCCAGUGCUUCAUGUUUGUCGAGGUGCAGAUCCAAGCUUGCGACUCCAUUGUGAGCUGUUGCAAUAUCGUCGAAGUCCGCGUCCUUGGGAAAGUCAUAGCUUGGUGAUGCCAUAGCAGAGAAUUCCGGGAAGAUCCAGCUGUAUCUGCCGCUGGCACUGGCUCCCAUGAUUCCAUAGUCAUGUCCCAACUGAAAUGUGGGAUAUGUGUGAAUCAGCAACAUAGGGGCGAUGACAUGAUGCAAGCCAGAGUUCUUGAAGGCGAUAACCGCCUUUUCUACAUCUGCUUUGUCACGUCCUUCGAUCGGUAUGUUCAGCAUGGUUAUGUUGCGGAGCUGUGCUGCUAGUCUCAAAUCGGCAUUGUAGUUUCUCCCCCAAUUUCCAGCGUCAUAGAUACAUGCCACAUGCGUGAUUCCCAACGCGGAGUAAUAUGUCAUGGCAGCAAAGGCGUCUCCUUUAUUGGUGGGAAUAGUUCUCCCAAAGAAGGGUCUAGCAUCCAGGCUUUUGCUUGUGGCACUUCCUGAAACCAUUGGUAUCUCAUAGACGCUAGCCAACGAAUUGAUAUAACCACUGGUACUGCUGUACUCAGCCCCCACAAUGGCAAAUGGUGCCAAGGUAGCUGCUUCUUCUGAACCCUGGUCCAUUGCCUCGAGGAACUCUUUACUGGCAGGCAAUGGUGAAUACUCUGAAUCUCGGAAUGACAUGUGCAAUUGAAAGUCGUCAUGGGAGCAAGUAUCAAGCAGAUCCGGCAAGCCUGACAGAAUGUCUCCACUCCUAUCCCUGAUAUCGUUGUAGGCCAAGAACGCUGCAAUCUGAUAACAAAGAUGUGCAUGAUACUUAAUUAUUCUGCGGACAACAUCCCCGUUGCUCCCAUUGAAAGAUUAUCAAAUUGUGAGCUUACUUUAGAG
This is a messenger RNA of Seminavis robusta, 5357 nucleotides long. The record is from the annotation of a GenBank genome assembly. NCBI's taxonomy places the organism in Eukaryota, Bacillariophyta, Bacillariophyceae, Naviculales, Naviculaceae.